Lentinula edodes (shiitake mushroom) is the source of this 875-nucleotide messenger RNA. RefSeq lists its product as uncharacterized. The record is from RefSeq and is a predicted model, not a curated record. NCBI's taxonomy places the organism in Eukaryota, Fungi, Basidiomycota, Agaricomycetes, Agaricales, Omphalotaceae. The transcript has 3 exons. The coding region runs from base 268 to 675 and encodes 135 amino acids.
CUUAUAAGGGGCUGUACGAUAUCAUGAUCGUAACGGCUGUUCUUUCUUGUAGCCAUCCACACGCACAGCCUGAAAUCCACUGUCAUCCAGGAGCAUUGAAGUUGGGCAUAUAUAAUGGAGACAUCUUCUCCGAUCUGAACCUCAGUCUCAUUCCACUUUAGACGUUCUUACUACCUCCUUUUCCAACUCUUGGCUGUGCCAUUUUCCUCGAAUUAGUCUUGUACCAGGACACUCGUUUAUUUUUUUCGACUCUCGUCCUCAGUCGAUAUGCGUUUCUUCCUUGUCUUUACUUCGCUCUUGCUUUCAAGUGUCAUCGCCAUUCCAAUUUCCAUUGUAACAGAGAACCGUCCGGCGCGCGAUGAAAGCAAUGGGUCUCUUUCAGUAGUUGCUCGCGACGUCAUGCAGACCAUCCAAGCCGGUGGGGACAGAGAUCCUCCCCGGUCCCGCGACGUCGUUGAGGGUGACAGGGAGCGUCUGCCUCGUAACGAUCGUGACAAUGACGUCAUGGGCAUCAUUGACGACGGCGGUGUCAGAACUCGACCUCGCGAUAGCAUUAUGCCCAAAAUUCAGAACGGUGGUGACCGCCAACGUCCUCCUCGGGAUCUGGCCAUUGCGAGUAUUAUCGAAGACGGCGGUGAAAGGGCGCGUCCUGUUCGAGGUGAAUCCGAAAUAUGAAGUGGUCAAACGUUAAUCCAAUGGCGUGCUUUAUGGUACGCCAGCGAUCAUGAUGGGAUAGGAUAGUAUAGUUCAAAGUCCUAGUGGCUCUUUUUUCCACUUUUGUCUCGAAUUUUUACCUCGAACUGAUUAUGUAUGUGUGGUCCAAGUUAUUCCUCGUGUGUUGAGAAAAUGUUGUACCUCGUUCAACAGCUGGGUAG